This is a messenger RNA of Diatraea saccharalis (sugarcane borer), 564 nucleotides long. Lineage: Eukaryota; Metazoa; Arthropoda; Insecta; Lepidoptera; Crambidae. The record is from the annotation of a GenBank genome assembly.
AUGAACCUGAAACUCGCAUAUAGUUUUGACAUUCUCACAUUGAAAGACGAAGAUAAACUCUAUCAGAUCUCUGACAGACUACUCAUGGGUUUGAACGGUACACCUGGCGAUAGAUUACAAUUCUCCAACUUCAUAGCUAAAAACCUACAACUCUAUGAAAUGAGAAACGGUUACAAACUAGAUACGGCGGCAGUUGUUCAUUUCACGAGGAAAAACCUUGUUGAUGCUUUGAAGGGUGGGAGUCCCUGUUUGGUGAACACGUUGGUGGCAGGGUACGACGACCAAGAAGGUGGGCAGCUGUACAGCUUGGACUUCCUCGCUGCUUGUGUGAAAGUACCCUUCGCCACUCAUGGAUACGGCGGAUUUUUCUGUUUAAGUAUUUUGGACAGUUAUUACAAGCCUACGUUAACGGAAUCGGAGGCCUAUAAUAUUCUAAAGAUGUGCGUCAGAGAGGUACACCAGAAGCUGUUCCUGAAUUUACCGAAUUUCCAAGUGAAGGUAGUUUCCGCUCACGGCGUGAAAAAUAUGCCUGUAAUUAAUCCAGCCAGUUUUGUCGUUCAUUGA